Molecule: messenger RNA, 1159 nt
Organism: Xiphophorus couchianus (Monterrey platyfish)
Lineage: Eukaryota; Metazoa; Chordata; Actinopteri; Cyprinodontiformes; Poeciliidae
Gene: gnptg
Product: N-acetylglucosamine-1-phosphate transferase subunit gamma
Exons: 11
Coding region: 77-988 (303 amino acids)
Cellular component (GO): Golgi apparatus
Source: RefSeq, a predicted model, not a curated record
UUGUCACGUGACCGACCACUUGACACAACAGACGAAGAAACCGGAAAUGUAGCGAUUAUUCAUCCAAAAAUCCAUCAUGUGGAGUUUAAAUAGCACAAUAUAUGUUUUAUUGAGGACAUGGCUUGUUUGUGUUUCGCUUUUCUUCAGCCUCGGACUGGCUGGGAAAAUGAAGAUUGUGGAGGAGCCAAACACGUUCGGGCUGAACAACCCGUUCAUGGCGCAGGGAAAUAGGCUGCAGCCCAAAGUCUCUCCAGCGCCUGUGUCUGGCCCGGCGCAUCUACAUCAUCUUGCAGGAAAGUGCUUCAGUCUCAUAGAAUCGAUGUAUAAAUACGAGUUCUGUCCCUUCCACAACGUGACUCAGCACGAGCAGUCAUUCAGGUGGAACGCCUACAGCGGCAUAUUGGGGAUCUGGCAGGAAUGGGAAAUGACCAACAAUACUUUUACAGGCAUGUGGAUGAGAGACGGCGACACAUGUGGAACCAGAAACAGAGAAACAAAGGUGGUUCUAGUUUGCAGCAACAGCAGCAAACUGGUCCAGGUGUCGGAGCCCAGCACCUGCGUUUACUCGCUGACCUUUGAGACGCCGCUCGUCUGCCAUCCACACUCACUGCUGGUGUACCCCACCCUGAAUGAGAAGCUGCAGAAGGAAUGGGACGAGGUGGAGCAGGCUCGCUACGACGGCCUCAUUACUGAGCAGGGCUACAACAACCUUCUGAAAGACGUUUUUGAGGAUGCUGGACUCCUGAAGAGCAACAAAGUGAUGGAGACUGUUGCAGAGGCUGAAACACGUUCAGAAAAACACAACUCCUUACAGAAAUGCGAAGAAGAUUAUCAAAAGCAGAAUGAAGAGAUAGCGAGGCUGCGGGCUCUCCUCACCCUGAAUAAUAUUCCCUUUGAGUCACAGCAAAAUGAGGAGAAAGGUGCAGCGACAGCGCUGGCUACAGAUCAACACCUGAGAGGAGACACGGGCCUUUUUCACCAGCUGUGAAUCUCCAAUACAAACAGGAUGUUCAGGGUUUUUCUGUUUGUUUUUAAGAUUUUCAGUCUCUGAGGUCCACAGGAAAACAGUUCCUCAUGUUUGGAUGUUUUAUAUGUAGUUUGGACUUUAACCUGUGUAUUUAUGUUAUGUGCAACGUAGUUGGAAUUAAAAAAAGACACA